AUGCAAGAGCUGGAACGUGAAGAGGACUCUCAGCUUGUCCAUCGCGACAAGAAGCAAUUCUUCAUUAAAGUUAUUGACAGUUUCGCUUGCCCACCGGGAAAAUACGGUCCGAACUGCUCCGGGACAUGUUCUCAACACUGUUUCACAGAAUAUAAUUGUGAUAAUACCAAUGGAAACUGUGCAUCAUGCAAACCAGGCUACAAGGGAGACACAUGUAAUGAAGAAUGCCAAAACAAAACGUAUGGAUAUUAUUGUAUGAACCAUUGCUCCGUCGGUUGUUCCAACAUAUGCAAUAAAACUGAUGGUCAGUGUAAUUGUCUAAAUGGAUACAAAGGAAACAUGUGCACUGAAAAAUGCCCAAAUGGUACCUAUGGUGAUAAAUGUGCACAAAACUGUUCUCAAUUUUGUGUACCGUCCACAUGCAGUUCCGAAAAUGGCUUUUGCGACUGCCUACCGGGCUAUAAGGGGGAUAAAUGCGAUGAAGUAUGUUCUCUCGGAAAUUGGGGACCAAUGUGUAUCAACAACUGUAGUGUCCAUUGCUACAAUACUUCUUGUGAUUUUCAAACUGGUUCCUGCAAUUAUGGAUGUAUCGAAGGGUUCCAAACAGCCAAUUGUACUGAGCCGUGCAAUAAAACCCACUAUGGAAAAAACUGUGUGAAUGAAUGCUCAUGGAACUGUACCAGGUCAGAAUGUAACAGCACCACUGGCGUAUGUGAGCAGUGUGUUCCUGGUCGUUAUGGAAAUUAUUGCGAUGAAGAUUGCCCAGAUGGGAAAUAUGGACAGGACUGUAUAAAUGAGUGUAGCAUCUCGUGCAAGGACGGGUGUCAUCCCGUAAAUGGUACCUGUAUAAACGGCUGUCAGGAUGGGUUCCUAGGUCCUUUCUGUAACGCAACUUGUGAUGAAAAUCAUUUCGGCCCAGCUUGCUCCAGUGCAUGCAGCUUGCAUUGUGAGGGUGUCAAUAACAAUAACUCUAGAAUCUGUCACAGUGUAAACGGAAGCUGUCUACUUGGUUGCUCACGUGAUUUCACUGGCCCACAAUGCUUUGAAGCAAUAAAUUCCGGCUCUAGUCCACCAGUUGGCGCUAUUGUUGGAGCUGCUAUUGCUGCAUUGGUCAUCAUCGCUUUGAUUAUAGUUACUGUAGUACUCUGGAGACGAAAACAUCCGAAAAAAGAGAGAACGUCGUUUAAAGAAAGAAACAUAACUCAUUUGAUCUUGCCUGAGAAAGAUAUUGAAGAGAAAGUGUCAGAAGAGAUUGAGACCCCAAAAGAAGACGACGACCCUGGAUUUAUACCGGAUGCGACGUACUACAACACCUCGUCAGAGCCUCUAGUCAAUAUGUCGAUGCCGGUACAUGAACUGAACAUUUACAUGAAAUCCCAUGAUAAAGAAUUUUUCACUGAACAAUUUAAGAAAAUACCUCAAGCACAAGAUGUAACGACGGAAGUAGCAGAGAAUGAAAAGAAUAAAGUCAAAAAUAGAUAUAAAAACAUAUGCCCAUAUGAUCAUUCCAGAGUUCAUUUGCUGAUAAACACUGGGAAGAAAGAAGGAGAUUAUAUUAACGCCUCUUACAUCAGGGACAACAACGACAAAGUCAAAUUUAUUGCGUCUCAAGGUCCAAAUAAGGCGGUCCUCAAUGACUUUAUACGUAUGCUGUGGGAGCAACAUGUUGACAUUGUGGUCAUGUUGACAAAUUUAGUUGAAGAGGCAAAGGUGAAGUGUGAACAGUAUUGGCCAGAGAGCGGGAAAGUCAGCUAUGGCGACACUAAAGUUCAAGUAAUCCAAGCCAAAACGUUUGCUGAUUACACAAUACGAACGAUUGAACUUAAUCAGUACAAUGGAGGGACUCGAAUUCUCACUCAGUAUCAUUUCACGUCAUGGCCAGACCAAAGCGUUCCGAAUUCUCCAUGGGCUCUGGUCGAUCUUGCGAUGAAGGUUUUGGCUCACCCCACAACUCAACCAAUAGUCGUGCAUUGUAGCGCUGGUGUGGGAAGAACUGGUACAUUCAUAGCCCUGCACAAUGUUCUAAAAGACGCCGAGGAAACAAACAGGAUAGACUUUUACAGCACUCUAGUCAGGUUAAGACAAGACAGAAUAUUCAUGAUACAAACACCGGACCAAUACGAGUUUCUGCAUCGGGCUGUCCAAGCUGCCUUGAUAUGUACCCCAACAGUAGUCUCUGUCAGCGAAUGCAGUGAAAGAGUUAAAGAACUUUUAAAGAAAGAAGUCUCAGGAUUGAGCAAAAUUGAAAAAGAAUAUCGGUCUAUAAAUCUGGUAAGUAAAGACAUCAGAAACUCACAGCUAGACGACAACGAGGUUGAAAAGUCGACUAAAGAAAAAGUUUAUCAAAACACACACGAGUUAAAGAAAGAUGGUCAGAACAGAUUUCCUAACAUAAUGCCUAGAAAGUUUGACAGACCUUAUUUAGUCUGUGAACAAAAGAACAUGAGUGACUACAUCAACGCUGUUUUUACUCCGGCAUUGUUCAAAAAAGAUCAACAUAUCAUAACGCAACUCCCAAUGCCUCAAACAGUUUCAGAUCUAUGGAGGCUAGUCAAACAGUACAAAAUUUCUUUAAUGGUGGCUUUUGAACUAGAAAAACUUGGAACAGAUAAGACAAUGACUGUUUAUUUACCGAUCGUCGUCGACUCUUCGCUUGCUUUGGGCAACAUAGAGAUCCACUGUACUGCAAUCAAUGAUAAAGACUUAUGGGAGGAACAAAUCUUAAAAGUUCGAAAUGAAAAAUCUAAAUCUGAUAGCCAGGAUGUGGUUCAUUUAAAAUGUAAAGAUACUGAAAUGGAUGUAAAGAAACUCUUAUCUUUGAUCCUGAAAAUAAGAGCGUACACUGCUUACACUAGCGGAAGGACUUUGUUUUUGUGCAGGAAUGGUGCUACCUUCAGUGGACUGUGUAGUGUACUUUGUACUGUACUAGACAGACUGGAUGAGGACGCUAAAGUCUCAGUUCCUCUUGUUGUAGGUGCAAUGAAAACUGUCAGGCCAGAAGUCAUUCCAAAUUUGGAACAAUACAGAAUUGUUUAUGAAGUUCUGGAGAGAUAUUGCACAACUGCUAGUCCUUACACCAACGUUGGAGGAGAGAAACUACCAUUGACUAUACCAUUGACUACACCAUUGACUACACCAUUGACUAUACCAUCUCAUAUAAUAAACAAUCCCACAUUUGAUGAGAAUUCAACAGACCCUUCCAGUGUAUAUAACAAUGUUUGAUUUUGUGAAAUAAAUCCUUAUUUUUUAGAAUACACUGGAAUUAACUUAAUUUAGUUAAUGAUCAGUGUGAUCUUAAAAAAAAAACGGUUUUUAUAUAGGUAGAUCAAUUUGUAAAUCGCCUAGCACUAUUCUGAUUGUAAAAAAACAGACUUAGCUAUUACUUUAGACGCUUACCUCACUGUAACAAUCUGGCCAGAAAAAAACGGGCAUACAUUGUAUCAUAUUAAAAGAGCCUACGUGUUGCAUUUAGUUAUAUUUCUAUUUUGUUUUCAGUUACUUUUAUUGUUAUUAUUAUUGUUUUUGUUAUUAUUGCUAUGGUUUUGAGGUAACUAGACUUUUGUACCUAGAAGUAAUUUUUUGUCAAGUAGAAAAUUCUGAUUUUUUGUCUCUUUUGCUUUCUUUUCUGUCUUUUUCUUUUCUAUCAGUUUGUCUGUCUCUCUGUCUGCCUUUCUUUUUGUCUGUCUGUAUGUACGAAUUCUGCCAAGUCAUUGGCUUUACUGGCUAGCUCAGGCAAUCCAUUUCAUGCUCUAAUAGCACUAGGGAAGAAGUAGCAUUUGUACAAAUUUGUCCUAGCAUAUGGGAUGAGGAAUGUGCCUUUAUCUUUGUGUCUUUCAGAGUAUUUUAUUAAAUUUUGUUUUUGUACUUUUAGAAUAUGACACCACACUGCUAUGAAACAAAAAUCUGGCCAGUUAACGCCCUAUUACAUUUGACCACUUUCAGUAGCAGGCUUCUUUGUAUAUAAGCUACUAAUAAUUUAUUUGCUUUUAACUAAUUACCACUUUAUCUUUAUUUUAAAAGGUAGACACAAAUUUCUGAGUUUAUUAUUUUCAUUUUUAUUUUCAUAAUUAUAAAACAAAUGUUAAAUUGGCCUAACAAGAUUUGUUUUAUUUUAUUGGGCAAAUUAUCAAAAUUUAGAUGCAGCUAUUGUCAGAGCGUAUAAAUUUUUUGUUCAGUUUCUUCAAUUGAUUUUUUUUUUAAGAAUGUAGUAUUUACAAUAUUGAAAUUAACUUGAUAAAAGUAAAUAUAUGAAUAAACACGAUUGGUAUAGAAA
Messenger RNA from Biomphalaria glabrata, 4273 nucleotides. Its product is annotated as receptor-type tyrosine-protein phosphatase alpha-like. The transcript is spliced from 25 exons. Gene Ontology annotation, biological process: protein dephosphorylation. Gene Ontology annotation, molecular function: protein tyrosine phosphatase activity. NCBI's taxonomy places the organism in Eukaryota, Metazoa, Mollusca, Gastropoda, Planorbidae. The record is from RefSeq and is a predicted model, not a curated record. Bases 1 to 3222 code for a protein of 1073 amino acids.